AAACCCUGUCACAGAUAUCAGGCACAACUGAAAUCAAAAGCUUUGAAUAUCCAAGAAGAAGCAUUAAAACGGGUGUCGCAUGCUACCAAAUCACAAUAAAGCAGCUCUGUCCAACUACACUUCUCUUGUAUUAGACACACAUGAGACUUCAGCUCACUCAAAAAUCAAGAUGAAAAGCAAAAAAAGCAAGAAAACUCGUCCCAAAAAGCUGAAGACUUACAUUCCUGUGGACAAUCAGGAAACAUCACCAGAAGAUCUGCUAAAGACACAUCAGAACAAAAUUCUUCUGGUUGGAAAACCUGGAAUUGGAAAGACAACUGUCACCCAUCAAAUGUUAAACCUCUGGACUGAGACAGAUUCAAAAGAACUGGAUUACAUGUUUUACUUUGACAUGAGAGAGAUGUCACGCAUCACAAAUCCCAUGACUUUGGAAGGUCUUCUCUUUGACCUGUAUUGUAAGCCGGAAAAAAAUAAGACAGAAGUGUUAACGGAUAUUGAGGAGAACUCUGAAAACGUCAUCAUCAUAUUUGAUGGUCUCACAGAUCUCUCUUCUCCCUCGGUGGUAAAAAGACUUGUGGAGAAGGACCUCCUUUGGGACGCUAAGAUAGUGAUCACAUGUCGACCAGAAGUUGCAUCAGAAGAUGUCCUGUCAGAGUGGUCUACUCUGAGAGUGGAGGUGAAAGGCUUCAGUGAUGAGUCCAUCCGAAUGUACUUGAAAAGGAUGCUGAGUGCCAAGCCAGAGUCCAUGAGCAGUGUUUUAAGCAACCUGGAGUUGUUCAGUCUCUGCCAUGUACCAAUGUAUGCGUUUAUGAUUGUUGCGUGUAUAUCUUUCUGCACACAACAGGUUUUGAAACCUCUGUGCACAGUAACAGAGAUGUACAUCCACAUCUUACGCCACUGCAUCCAAAAACAUUGUGACAAAUCCUUAAGGCACCUGGAUACAUGUGUCACUGCGAAUAAGGAAAACAUUUUGUCUUUGGCAGAAAUUGCUUUUACAGCAACACACCAGAAGAUGGUGACUUUUACAGAACUUUGUUGUGAAGAGGGCAAUGUCCAGUUUGCUUUUUUGAGAGGUAUCAUGGUUAGGGAUGCACCCACAGCUAUGGAAAUCUCCAACAUUUCUUCACUACACUGUACAGGAAUUCUUUGCUGCUCUUUGGCUGUUACAGAAUCCAGACAACAUCACUGUGGUCCUUCAGGAGUGCCUGACUGAGGAGAGGAAACACAUGAAACACAUAGUUCCUUUCUUGUGUGGACUUCUGAAUGCAAACCACACUAAAAUGGUCAAGUGUCUGGUACCAGCUGAAAAAAUCAUGACGACGGCAGAUUGGGUCAUCAAGAAACUGGUGGACACAUUUGUUACUCUCCAAACAAACCAAGACAACGAAAAUCUUGAAGAGUCAUGGCCUGAAUGGGAUCUCCAGUUUAUAUGCCAGUGUCUGUAUGAAUCUCAAUCCACUGAGGCCUGUCUGCUUCUAUUGGACAAGCUGGACUAUCAGCUCGACCUGAGUGGAGAGCAUCUGGAUCCUCAUUAUUGUUGUACGGUGGCCUAUGUGAUCAAUCAGUGCAAAGAACGAAAAGUAAGGCUGGAUUUGGAAGAGUGCACUGUGUCAGACCAGGGCCAUAUGCUGUUACUUGGCUGUCUGCAAAAUGUUGAAUCUCUUGGGGCUGACACCUCAAUGCCGUGUCACCUCUGGACAACUUUAUUGGGCUGUGAGGCUGAAAGGGACUUUAUUGGCUUACUGGGUCACUGUAAAAACGAAUUGCAUCUUCCAGCCGUGGGUAAAAAAAGAGUAUUUGAGAGAGCUGGAGCUGUCAUGAAGCAGAGUCCAGAGAGGGUAAACCUCUGUCUGCACUGGGACCACAGCACUCUGCUCAGUGAAGAUCUCAUCCGCACCAUUUUACAGUGUUUGACUCAUAUCAACACACUCAGAUUCACACCAUCACAUAAUCAGGAAAUGUCUCAUGAAGAGUGGAAGAAUAGGGAGAAGAUAUUUAUACUGAAUUUGUGUCUGCAAGCAGCUCUUCAUGACAGAGAGAUCAUAGUGACAACCAUUGGGAGAAUACUAUCUCUGUCAACUCUAUACCACCACCAGGGAUCUGACUUCCUGCUGGACCUGUACUCCCAUGUGAAGUGUGACUAUGAGACUCAAACAGGCAGGAGUGUCUUUUCAGCAUUACAGUCAUUUUACCACUCAGUUGCUCCUGCAGUCUGGUCCAUAGACCUCUCAGUGAGAAAGACUUCCCUCCUCCUAGAAGUGCUGAAACUCCAACCAGAAAAGGAACCAGUAGAGCUGAAGGGCUGGUCAGAUGAAGAGGGUGAAGUGAGGAGUUUCCUCCAGUGUCUGCCCUACAUCUCACAGCUCCGUUUUGAUGAAGACUGGGAUACAAAGAAAGACAUCCCUUGGUUCCUCGUGGAUCUCCUGUCUCAAGCAGCACAGUGGGAGAAGCAGACAGGAGAGAAGACCCUGAAGCUGCUGUCAUCAGUGUGCAGUUAUGAGACUUUCCCCUUCAGGAAUGUGAAUUGUGAUCAAUCUGACUUCCUGCUGGACCUGUACUCCCAUGUGAAGAACUAUGAGACUCAAACAGGCAGGAGUGUCCUUCCAGCAUUACAGUCAGUUUACCAGUCAGCUCCUGCAAUCUGGUUCGUAGACCUCUCAGAGAGAAAAACCUCCAUCUUCCUAGAAGUGCUGAAACUCCAACCAGAGAAGAAACUAGUAGCUCUGAAGGGCUGGUCAGAUGAAGAGAGUGAAGUGAGGAGUUUCCUCCAGUGUCUGCCCUACAUCCCAAUGCUCAGAUUUACACCAUCACAGGAUAAGGGAAUGUCUCCUAAAGAGUGGAAGAAGAAGGAGAAGAUAUUUCUACUGAGUUUAUGUCUGCAAGCAGCUCUUCAUGAGAGAGAGAUCAUAGUGACAACCAUUGGGAGAAUACUAUCUCUGUCAACUCUAUACCACCACCAGGAAUCUGACUUCCUGCUGGACCUGUACUCCCAUGUGAAUGACUAUGAGACUAUAACAGGCAGGAGAGUCCUUCCAGCAUUACAGUCAGUUUACCAGUCAGCUGCUCCUGCAGUCUGGUCUAUAGACCUCUCAGAGAGGAAGGCCUUUAUCCUUCUAGAAGUGCUGAAACUCCAACCAGAGAGGAAACCAGUAGAGCUGAGGGGCUGGUCAGAUGAAGAGAUUGAAGUGUGGAGUUUCCUUCAGUGUCUGCCCUACAUCUCACAGCUCAAAUUCACACAUUCACAGGAUCAGGGAAUAUCUCCUAAAGAGUGGGGGAAGAAGGAGAAGACAUUUCUAUUGAGUUUAUGUCUGCAAGCAGCUCUUCAUGAGAGAGAGAUCAUAGUGACAACCAUUGGGAGAAUACUAUCUCUGUCAACUCUAUACCACCACCAGGAAUCUGACUUCCUGCUGGACCUGUGCUCCCAUGUGAAGGACUAUGAGACUCAAACAGGCAGGAGUGUCCUUCCAGCAUUACAGUCAGUUUACCAGUCAGCUGCUCCUUCAGUCUGGUUCAUAGACCUCUCAGAGAGAAAAGCCUCCAUCCUCCUAGAAGUGCUGAAACUCCAACCAGAGAAGAAACCAGUAGAGCUGAGGGGCUGGUCAGAUGAAGAGAAUGAAGUGAGGAGUUUCCUCCCGUGUCUGCCCUACAUCUCACAGCUCAGUUUUAAUAUAAACUGGGAUCAAAAUGAAAAAAUCGUUAAGUUCCUGGUGGUUCUCCUGUCUCAAGCAACACAAUGGGAGGAUCAGACAAGAGAGAAGACCCUGAAGCUGAUAUCAUCAUUGUGCAGUUACAAGACUUUCCCUUUCAGGGACAUGAUUAAUAAUGAUGAAAAUCAAGAUUAUUAUCAGUCUGACGUCCUGCUGGACCUGUACUCCCAUGUGAAGAACUAUGAGACUCAAACAGGCAGGAGUGUCCUUCCAGCAUUACAGUCAGUUUACCAGUCCGCUGCUCCUGCAGUCUGGUCCAUAGACCUCUCAAAGAGAAAAGCCUCCCUCCUCUUAGAAGUGCUGAAACUCCAACCAGAGAAGAAACCAGUAGAGCUGAUGGGCUGGUCAGAUGUAGAGAGUGAAGUGAGGAGUUUCCUCCCGUGUCUACCCUACAUCUCACAGCUCAGCUGCGAAGAUAUGUGUGAGUUCUUCCAGCAUGUGUGUGAAACCAUACCUGUGAGAUCCAGAGAGGAGGCCCAGCAGCUGGUCCCUCUCGUCCAGGCCUUGAACUUCUCCCUGGUGCUGAGAGGAAGGUUACCCAGAAAAACCUGCAGGUCUGUAGGGAGGGUCCUGGGCCUCUGUGCCUCCACAGUGGAUCUCACCCUAACCCCGAGCCAGAUAUCUCUCAAAGGAGCUGGACUUAUCCUCAAACAUGUGGCACGGUUACACAAGCUCAGACUGAAUGAGUCCAUGGCAGUCCACCUGUCCAGACUGAUGAGGACAGGUAGACUUGCUUCUCAAGUGACCAUUAAGGAGCUCUCCCUGGUGUUAGAGAAAGUCAGCUCAGAAGCAGCUCUGUCCAGGGUUGUGAGCAGUGUGGCGUCCCUGUUGAGAGUCUGGUCAGUUCAGUGUCUGGACCUGACUCAGUCCAGACACACAAUCCAUCCUCACUCUCUCAUCACACUGCUGGACCACCACGGCCCUCUGACACUCAGACUGUGUUCAGAAGCUGUGCAGCAGCUGGCUGUAGUUGUGUAUGAAGCUCAGGACAAGCAGCUGACUCGGUCAUUCCUAGAGAAGCUUGGAGACCUGACCUGUUCUCUGGACUGGAAAGUUCUCCUCUAUUUGAUGCAGAAUUCAACCCAGAACAUCAAAAUUCAGGUGGACCUCAGGAAGCUGAAGCUCUCAGAGAAGAACACCUCAGAUUUUCUAUGCUUUCUAGACAGGAUUGUUAUAAAGAGGCCCAGUACCAGCUUUAUGUUGUCAACCAUCAGAGAGAUGUAUGCGAGUCGUGCCAGUGACCGUGUGUCCAGUUUGUUGUGUUCAGUAAACCAUGUUAUCAACUUGAACACAAGAAAGCUGAACACUGUGGACUGCGCUGCUCUGUGCUUCACCCUCCAACACAGCCGUGCCAGAGUCAAACUCAAGAUGCUGUGGACCUCCGUACCACCGGGGGCGAUUGAAGAAAUUCUGCCUCUUCUGGACAGAGUCUCGCAUCUCAAUGUUGACAGGAGGCUACUGCUGACUUUCCUCCGCUGUAGCGCUGCUUCUCCUGUCCAACAGGGGGCAGUAGCAGCAGCAUAUCUCUCAGCAGAACUGCUCAGGACUCUGCAGUUCAGGCUGGAUCUGUCUUGCUCCUGUGUGGACCUGUCUGAACAGGAGGGAGGAGACCCUCUGUGUGUGAGUGUUGGGGACUGCAGGAACCUCUCCACCGUCCUGAGAGACAGCUACCCCUCCCUCCCAACACACACCCAGCCUCAGCUCAUCCUGAAAGACUGUGAGGUGGAGGACGCAGCCCUGAGGCAUCUGCUUCCCAUUCUGAGAAUGAUCAAGCUCAGUACCAGUAAAGCCUUGUUGCUCCGGCUAAUGGAAGAGUGUGUCACAGGGGCGUCGGCCCCACGCUAUGCUGAUUCCCUCCGUGGUGCCCUGGGUAGGGAGCUGGACCUCAGUGAGACCAGGCUGGACCAGAGGGCCUGUGGGUCUCUGGCCCUGAUUCUGGAACAUUCUGAGGGCCUGUCUGAACUGGACUUGAGUCACUGCCAACUUACAGACCAACACCUGGAGCUCCUGCUUCCACACCUGCACAAAGCACAAGUCCUGGACCUGAGUCACAAUGACAUCACUGAUGCUCUAUCAGACAGAAUAAUCCAACUGGUCUCCAUCAACAGCUCCAUUAGUGCUGUGCGGCUCUUCAAUAACAGGGGUCUGGACAAAGAGCCCUUCCUGACAGACAAGAGGUUUGAUAUCUGGUGAUCCAACUAGAAUCAGGCUGUUUACACUGAAGAACUGCUGGGAAAAUAUAUGUUUGCGUAUUUUCAUAACUCCCUUACCCCAAACCCAUAUUAAAUGGAUAGUAGGGGACACUGUGGAACUCUUAAAACAUAGUUGCACUUUUGUGACUAUUUGCAAACAAUGGGGAAAUAUAUUUAAUUCCCUUUCAUAACAUUUGAAGUUGCGACCUCUUUCAAAAGGUGUCAAAUGUGAGGUGCUACAAAAAAGACAAGAAACUACUUGAAACAAGAAUUAUUUUGUGCAAUGUAUAAUACAUUUAUUGGAUGAAUACUGAAAAAGUAUAACCACCAGAAUAAUUUUUUUUAUGGAUUAAUUAGUCAUAAUGUAACUUCAAUGACAGUAAAAACAUUGUUAAUUCCCUUAGUUGCUUCUAAUGAUAUGAAUAUGUGUCACAACAGUAAGUUUCAGGGAGUUUUCCUUUAGGAUUUUAAGAUGGUUAAAAACCCUUACAAAAAGGUUUGCGAGAAUCUAUGGGCAUCUGUAAAGCCUUCUGUGACAUUGUUUGUAAAAA
Molecule: messenger RNA, 6450 nt
Organism: Hypomesus transpacificus
Lineage: Eukaryota; Metazoa; Chordata; Actinopteri; Osmeriformes; Osmeridae
Exons: 15
Coding region: 1089-5900 (1603 amino acids)
Source: RefSeq, a predicted model, not a curated record